This is a messenger RNA of Blastomyces gilchristii SLH14081, 1755 nucleotides long. RefSeq lists its product as uncharacterized. The coding region runs from base 176 to 811 and encodes 211 amino acids. The transcript has a single exon. NCBI's taxonomy places the organism in Eukaryota, Fungi, Ascomycota, Eurotiomycetes, Onygenales, Ajellomycetaceae. Gene Ontology annotation, cellular component: mitochondrion. The record is from RefSeq and is a predicted model, not a curated record.
UCCAUAAUCGUCAUAACUCCACAGCCACUCAUUUUCAAUUGAGUUUAUACUUCUUGAUAUACGAACCACCCCGUGUUCACCUAGACACCUCCCGGUCUCCCGGAUAAACGUAAACACCCCCAAGCAUGUAGGAACAAAGAGUGUCUUAAAAUAAAGGAAUUAAAAGACCAAGGAAAUGAAUCUCCACCGCUCUCCGCUACCAAUUAAUCCCCUCCACUCCCUUCGCAGACUCACGUCUCACAGACCCUUUUCAACCCCCCCAGCAGCUCCUCCUCCCCCAAAAGCCACUCCUUCCCGCCUUCCCACCCGUCUCCAAACAUUCAACAACCGUCUGCCCCGCUUCCUCAGGUCAUAUACAACCCCACUCUUCAAUGCGCCCGUAACACACAUAACUUCAUUCCUAAUCCUACACGAGAUCACUGCCAUAGUCCCACUUCUGGGACUAACAGGCGCAUUCCAUUACUGGGGGUGGAUUCCGGCAUUGGGGGAUGGAACGGUGGAUGAGGGUGUGAAGAAGUUUGGGAGGUGGUUGAAGAAGAAGGGGUGGGUUGGAGGGGAGGCGGAAGUGCAGGCAGGAGUAGUGGCGGAGGCGGAGAUGGGUAUGCGGACAGCAAAAAGUACUUCGGGUGGAAAUACAGAUACGGAUAAAGGGGUGCGGUUGAUACUGGAGUUCGCGACUGCGUAUGCUAUUACUAAGGCGAUGUUGCCUGUCAGGAUUGUGCUUAGUGUUUGGGCUACGCCAUGGUUUGCGCGGGGUGUGCUUGGGCCUGUGGGAAGGGCGGUUGGGAAGGUGUUUGGCAGGAAGGCUUAGAUCUGUACAGUAUCUUCUAUUUUUUGGACUUGAUUUUGGCUGUGGCACGACAUAUACAAAAUGCAAAAGGCACGUUGGGAAAUAUCAACAAAUAGUAAGAUUGAUCCCCGGCAGAUCUUGAAAUUCGUCUAAACUAUUAUUUCCUUUCUCGUUGUGUCAUUAACUUAUCAUAAUAGUGAGGGUCGCGCGACAUGAUGGAUCUACUCGUAGAUCCAGUUGGCCUGGCUUUGCUGGUACUGGACGAGCUCCUCAGGCUUGAACCAGAGGGCAAUUUCCUUCUUGGCGUUCUCGACGCUGUCGGAUCCGUGGCAGACGUUGCGGCCGACAUCCUAUGGAAUUUGGUCAGUGCUGCAAUUGAGGAAUAGGGAUCUUAGAGGCUCCUAGUAACUUACAAUAGCGAAGUCACCGCGGAUAGUGCCAGGGGCGGAAGCGAGGGGGUUGGUGGCACCGAGGAUGGCUGUUGUUGGACAAGAUUAGAUAAGAGAUGGUGAGAUGACAGGUUGAGUCUAUACAUACCACGGCCAGUCUUGACGGCAUCACGGCCCUCCCAAACCAUGGCGCAGAUAGGGCCACUCAACAUAUCUAAGAUUGUGUCAGCCCCCAGUAUUAGGGAAAAGUAUUGAGUCUUCAGGCGAAGAAAUAGAGGGGUAUACGAACAGGUAACGAGGCCCUUGAAGAAAGGCUUGCUGGAGAGAUCCUCAUAAUGCUUCUCGAGAUGCUCCUUGGAAGGGGUGACGAGCUUGAUGGCAGCAAGUUUGUACCUAUGUCCGUUAGAACCGUUGCGGUUCAUCAGUUCCGCCACAGAAACAACAUCCCACCCACACUUACCCGCGGUUCUCGAAGCGGCUGAUGAUGGGACCGACGAGUCCACGCUAGAUAGGGAAUGUUAGCUCCCAAGUGACAGAACCAAUCCUCGUGACACACAAAAGUAUAAGUAAAAUGCU